Dibothriocephalus latus is the source of this 348-nucleotide messenger RNA. NCBI's taxonomy places the organism in Eukaryota, Metazoa, Platyhelminthes, Cestoda, Diphyllobothriidea, Diphyllobothriidae. The record is from the annotation of a GenBank genome assembly.
AUGACAUCUGGAAGUACCAGCGGAAUAGCCAGCGGCCUCUCCAGUUCCAAUGUCUCAUUUCGCUCACAAGGCAUCCCCAGCCUCUCCAGUCUAGACUCCCUUGGCCAGGAGGGGGACUGCAACCUACUGGGCAGUGUAGAAGACAAUCUCACGCCCGACAGUCUCAGUGCAGACUGGUAUUUUUGGGCGGCGAUGAGCAAGGAUAAGUUUAUGGUAGGAACUGAUUGCCCGAACAACACACAAUAUACUCCUUCGGAUGUCCUAGCCAGUACUGGGUUUUCCCACUCACUGAGCCUGCGGAACCCCGAUACGGCCGAGGCAAAGACCGAAAGUAAGCAAAUAUCAUAA